GCCAGACAAGAGUGACUGCAUACACUGUAUGAGACAAGCCAUUCCUUUGGAAUCUUUACUUACAUGCACACCCAACCUCAAACUUUCAGUUCAGUGCCAUUAUAAAACCAACGCGAAAAAACCUUUUUCUGGGUGUCCACAGCUUUUGAAUGAAUGAAGAAUCUCUGAAACUAUAACGAUGGAUGUAGCUCAGUUGAAGCGGCAGUUAUUUGAGUACACCACUCUACUAUUUCACGAGGGAUUUCUAGAUGAGCAGUUCACUCAGCUUCAGCAACUGCAAGAUGAGAACAACCCAGACUUUGUUGUGGAGGUGGUGUCACUGUUCUUUGAUGACUCUCAGAGGCUUCUCAAUGAGCUGGCCAAAGCACUUGAUCAGCAGAAUAUCGAUUUCAAGAAGGUGGAUGCUCAUGUGCAUCAGCUGAAAGGAAGCAGCUCCAGCAUCGGCGCACAGAGAGUUCAAAGAGUCUGCAUUGCCUUCCGCAACUACUGCCAGGACAAAAAUGUCGAAGGGUGCCUGAAAUGUCUGCAACAAGUAAAGCAAGAGUAUUCCCUGCUUAAGAAUAAGCUUGAGACUCUGUUCAAUCUGGAGAAGCAGAUUCUGGCAGCUGGUGGGUCAGCUCCUAUGUAAUGAAGUGCGAGUGGAUUUAGCAGAUUUUACAAGAUUGAAGAAAUGUGACUAUGAGUCCAUUUAUUUUUGCUUUUAUCUGAGGAGAGAUGGUCCUUUAUUUGUUUUUCCUCUCAACCCAUUUUCAGCAAGAGCUUGGGUGGCUGCAUCAGCUUUUGGUCUUCUCUCGUGGCAAAAUCCAAAUCAAUGAACAGUCAGAAAAGAUCAAUGUGAAUAAACUCUUCAUCAGCUUGUCUAUGUAUUGUUUUGGCAAUAAAAUUUACCCCAUCUUGUUUCCUACUUGUUUCGGUUGCACAAGGUAACAUUUUGCGUAUUACCCAGUCA
Messenger RNA from Eucalyptus grandis, 949 nucleotides. RefSeq names its product histidine-containing phosphotransfer protein 1. The transcript is spliced from 6 exons. Gene Ontology annotation, biological process: phosphorelay signal transduction system; cytokinin-activated signaling pathway; phosphorylation. The coding region runs from base 179 to 628 and encodes 149 amino acids. Lineage: Eukaryota; Viridiplantae; Streptophyta; Magnoliopsida; Myrtales; Myrtaceae. Gene Ontology annotation, cellular component: cytoplasm; nucleus. The record is from RefSeq and is a predicted model, not a curated record. Gene Ontology annotation, molecular function: histidine phosphotransfer kinase activity; protein histidine kinase binding.